Messenger RNA from Hermetia illucens (black soldier fly), 3070 nucleotides. RefSeq names its product rab3 GTPase-activating protein catalytic subunit (gene Rab3GAP1). The record is from RefSeq and is a predicted model, not a curated record. Bases 170 to 2953 code for a protein of 927 amino acids. Gene Ontology annotation, molecular function: GTPase activator activity. Gene Ontology annotation, biological process: positive regulation of GTPase activity. The transcript has 9 exons. NCBI's taxonomy places the organism in Eukaryota, Metazoa, Arthropoda, Insecta, Diptera, Stratiomyidae.
GUGAACUGUCAAAUUCGGAGAAGUUUUGUUGAUAGUCUGCUUUGUUGCGGUGAAAGUGAAAACUUUUCGUGCUUUUGUCGGCGAAUCUAUCGUUAUCGGUUAACUGUCAGCCAGCUAUUUACUCGUGGUUUGACACGCUCAGAAACAAGGAAAUAAGAUCAUCCUAAAUAUGGCGGAGGAAAUCGACGACAACGAAUUCUUCCAACAAGAUUUCACCACCGCCUCUGAAUGGGAAAUCUUCAAUGCACGCCUGGAAGAAAUUUUUCAUGAAUGGAAGCUCCCAUUUGUUGAAACCCAAAAAUCCUUGGAACAAAAUCAACUUUUCCGCGCUGAAUGGGAAGUAAAAAGCGAAAUCAUCUUCUUUGCCGAUGUUGAAUUGAGUAUUAAACGUUAUCGCGCAAUUUUUGAGUCAUCAGAUGAAGAACAGGAUGAGAUUACUAAAAAGAAGGAAUCUCAAGCUCAUGUCGAUCUCACGAGUGUGACCAAUAAUUUUAAUAUUUACGAUUUGAAUACGGGCAAAAUUCAUCCACUGGCGGCAUGGUAUGGAUUGCGGGAUUUCGUUGUUAUCGAACCGACGGGAAAUCCAAUUGUAAACGAGAGUCAGUAUCGGGUUUUGUUGAGUUCGGCUUGUAUGACGAUCGCGGAAAGUAAUACGGAAAUUCCGGUAUUUGUGCAUAUAAUGCCUCACGAGUUGAAUGUUUACCUUGGCGUUUGUGAGUGUCCUUCGAUGCGUACUAAUUUUGAUAUUGUUGCCCUUGAGACGAUUCCACCGACGUGCAAGUAUCUAUCAGGACUAUUGAACAUGUUCAAAGGCAAAAUCGGUGUACACUAUAUCGAGCCAGCAACUGUAUCGGUUCGUCUCUCCUUCAGCCUAACUGACUUCAUCAGCUCAGAGUACUGCCCUCAAAAGCGAUCACCAUUCGCUGAAGAUGCAAGUGAUGAAGAAUUUGUUGAAACAGGCGUAGAAAGCUCCGAGACAUUUGGAUUGCCGUAUGGAGUUUCAAUGGAUCCCGUCAACGAAAUUAUUCUGCACUGCACUUGGCCGCAAAUUCCAGAGAAUGUAAUUAUCGACUCUCCGGUCUAUUCAAACUUGAAUCCUUCGGGGGCUCCAAACUGGUCGAUUCAGGCCAACUUCAAGCAGAAACCAAUUUACUAUUUGACUGAAAUGUGCACGGAAUAUUUGAAGCUAUGCGAGAAUGGGACAGUGCUCGGUGCGAUUUUAGGAAGCGCUUAUCAUUUCAACCAAUCUUUGGAAGGAGGAAAUCCGUUGGACUUACUAACUGAGUCCAAAAUCCCGAGUAUUUCGACUGUGAUAACGGGACGCAGUAAUUCGAAGGCUUCUGUUGAGAGUAAACCCGAAAGAGUUUCAACGCCUGAUGGCCCAUUAGCGAGUGACGAUCUUAUGAAUAUGCUGUACUUCAUGUUUCCUGAUGCACAGCCAAAUUCUUUGCAUCCUUAUAAUUUUGGAACUGUUGAGUUUGAUCCUUUGAAGAUUAAAUCAGCUCUUCCGGAUUCACUUGUUUUUCGUCUCAGUUUAUUGUUGGCGAUUUGUAAUACAGAAUUUGGAGGAAUGUCAGCUGUUGCUCAUUUGUGGGCAGAGUUUACACAGGAGAUGCGGUAUCGAGUUGAGAGAUGCAUUCAAAUACCAGGUGUUGCAUCCGGCUUCCCAGAUUCUCGAACAUCCCUUCUUCACCAAAAACUUCAAAUGUUGAACAUAUGCAUGGAACGUCGUCGAAUUCGAGAGGGCGGUCUUCCAUUUGCUAUGACGACAUCAACAAAAGAAAUGAGAGCACAAAAGGAUGACUCCGAGGAGGAACAAUUCUUUGAUUGUUCUUCAGAUGAAGAUGAUAAAGCUCAUCCAGCAUGGAAUAAACCAGAGGGUCGCCUUUCAAAACUUGGCAAUUUGACACUCAUCGAUUCAGAUGAACCACUUUACAUACCAAUCACACAGGAACCUGUACCAAAAACUGAAGAUCAACUAGAAGAUGACGCUGAAGUGAUGCUCAAGCUGGGACCAGGUUCUGAACUUUGUGCACAAAUGAUGAGUGCCUCUCUACUCUCGGAUAUGGAAAGUUUCAAGGCUGCUAACCCUAAUGGAAAAUUGGAGGACUUCAUUCGCUGGUAUAGCCCUCGUGAUUGGAUUGAAGAGACUGAUGAAAGUGGAAAUAUUAAAGGACGUUUGAGUCAACGAAUGCUCAUUCCAGGCAAUACAUGGCAGACAGUUUGGAAAACUGCUAAACCGGUUCCCGCUAGAAGACAGAAACGCCUUUUCGACGAUACAAAAGAAGCUGAAAAAGCUCUCCACUACUUCGAGACACGGACUAUUGGACAAAUUUGCCAACUAACUCUGGCCCCGUUAUUCAACGCAACAAUCCUUAAAAUCAAGGACGAACUGCAAGCAUCUGAUUUGAUGGAACAAUUCAACGAACACUUUGAACGAAUCGUUCUGAAUUUAUGCAAGCUCUCACGUGAGACUUGGACCAUAUCCAGUUCGCUUCCACUUCCUGUACCAUCACGAAAGAAGUGGGAAGCUCUACUGCAGGAAAUAGCCAACUUGGAACAUAUGAACAUUCAAGCUAUGAGCUUGAUUCGGAAACUUUUCGGAAAAAGCGACGAAUCGAACUUAAAUUUGGAGAAUUCUCAAAAGGAGAUUAUCACGUCUUUGCUCAAAGGACUUGAAGUUGAAUUGAAUGAGGCCGGACAGAAUUCGAUUUCGGUACGAAUCCUGGAUAUGUUCAAUGAGGCGAAACUUUCGAAAAGUGAAUUCGGUAUUGAGGAGACUGCUACGAAGGAGCAACAGCCCCUUCCGGAACCAUUUAGAAAAGAAUUCAUUAUACGUCUUAGUGGAAAAACCGUCGACAAAGGACCUGGCGGUCCACAAUUUCUUCGAGCUAUCCUUGACAAACAUUUGCGACUUUGCGGCGCAUUCACCGAGAACACAACUUUUUUGUAGAAUGUUCUUUACAAUGAUUUUUUUUUAAUUUUUUUUAUCGAUGAUUAAACGUUUUAAAUCGAAAAUGGUGAUGGGAUAAAGGUAAAAUAUACUCAAUACACAUACUAACAAUAGAAA